AUGGAAGCAAUGUUUCAUAAUGCUAUUGCCCCUCGUGUUUGCGCAGGCGCUUCUUCCCUCCUGUUCUUUUCGGGCGGUCGCCCACCUCCGCGACAACACCACCCAAGGCUCAACACCACACACCUCUUUAUUCAGCGCCUCGCGACUUAUGGCCGAAAUAGGCGGGCCAUGACGAAGAAUCAUGCGUCCAGCGGCAAGCCCCCGACCGCCUCUCAUCUCCUCGCCUCCUUGUCCUUCGCGCGGCCUAGGGAACCGCACAUUCUUGAGCCCUCUCGCCGCCUUACGCCUACGCAACGAACGAGCACCGAGCGCCAUGCGGAUCAGGACAACUUGGGCGGGGGCAUGGCGGGAAGGUAG
This is a messenger RNA of Mytilinidion resinicola, 357 nucleotides long. RefSeq lists its product as uncharacterized. The record is from RefSeq and is a predicted model, not a curated record. Lineage: Eukaryota; Fungi; Ascomycota; Dothideomycetes; Mytilinidiales; Mytilinidiaceae. Bases 1 to 357 code for a protein of 118 amino acids. The transcript has a single exon.